UGUCAGCAAAAUACGGUCUAGAUUUUCAGUACAAUAAUGGUUUGGACAGUUAAAAAAGAAUGUCAUGUGUUUGUAUUGAAACAGUCAUGUAUUUAUACUUUAUUUUAAUGAAUAGCAACAUCAAACAGUGCGGGUCGACAUGAUUAAUAAUAAAAAAUCGAAAGAAUAGCAUCAUUGAGUGUACACAACGGGUAAAGUCCCACCCCAAGAAAAACGCAUCGAGGAAGUGGAGACCAGUGCCAGGUUUAAGGAGGCAGAGGCUCAGAUAUGGAAAGCAAACUACGACAACAUGCAAAGCCUGGUUCAGGUGACACAGCAGAGAUAUGGGUCAGUUUUUUGCCACAGCUGCUGUUAGAGCAGCAGACAAUUCUGGCAGAGAUUCAAUACGAGACGCGGCUGCCGACGGCAAUUACCCAGUUCAUGGCUGUUAUGUUUACGCUGGAGCAACGGGCCACAUGUUCCUUUAAAGGGGCGUCAACAAUAAUAGGAACGCCGAGGCCAGGACUUCCGAACACAGAGCGGAACGCGAUCCUUGCCAAUAAUCUCAAGGUGCCUGUACCACGUGAAUUUUUCGGCUAUGUGUGGGACAAUCGGAUGUCAACAAAACAUCGCUUCAGACUUGCCGAGGAUAACGCUUUUACGGUGCGAAGCUGUGUAAGAAUUACAUGAACACCAUCAAACCACACGGAAGGUGUUAUGCGGCAAGUUAAUUAUCAAAACCACAGUGAAAGAGACAGGGACCCAGCUACAUUAUGUGAUGUUUACGGAAAGCUAUUUCAACUAAUUAUAAAAACAUAUCAUUUAAUAUGUAUUUUGGCAUAAUUAAAAAAGUGUAUGUAUUGAUAUUUGUAUAUAUUUAUGGGUUUUGUAUCUAUGUUAUUGCUGAAAAUGAUUAGAUGAUUAUAAAAUCUGAGUAUGUAUGUUACUAAAACAAUUGUUUCAUUAAAAAAUAACAAUAUUAA
Molecule: messenger RNA, 962 nt
Organism: Dreissena polymorpha
Lineage: Eukaryota; Metazoa; Mollusca; Bivalvia; Myida; Dreissenidae
Exons: 7
Coding region: 268-669 (133 amino acids)
Source: RefSeq, a predicted model, not a curated record